Molecule: messenger RNA, 1129 nt
Organism: Durio zibethinus
Lineage: Eukaryota; Viridiplantae; Streptophyta; Magnoliopsida; Malvales; Malvaceae
Source: RefSeq, a predicted model, not a curated record
UGAUAUUAACACCUUUACCUUAUAAGGUACUUUUUAUAAGAUAAAAUUGUGAAAUCAAAAAGAUAAAAACAAAUAAUAUCUCACAAAAUAUGAAUUAUGAUAAUUAAAUUAAUCUAAAAUAUCGAAUGAAUGGAUAUCUAAGAGUCUCGACUCGUAACACUUGUAUCUUCAAAAAUUUAAAGAUGAAAUUGCCACGGCAGAAGAAAUUUACGAGGGGUUUCUGUCAAUGUCAAAUAGAACAAAACCCAACCAAAUAUUUUUCUGGAAAUAUCUUAAUUAGAUUAUAAAACCAAAAUAUCUCAUAUUAGACGAGAAACCACUGCCAUUCAUUGUUUCCGGAUAAGGUAAAAAUGGCCAUAAGAACAUUAAACAUGGCUUCUUGAGAAAAAAAAAGAAGCUCAAUGAAGCAAUGAAGACUCUUCUCUGUUUAGAAACACCGCAAUUUUACCUUCCAAAGCCUUUUUUAUGGGAUCUAAGAACCCCAACAAUCCUUCCCACAAUCAUCAAAAACCAGAGCCAAAACCAACCCUCAUCAACAUGGGAAUUGCAGGCCAACGCCAAAGGAUUUACGAGCACACCACCAGCUACCGUGAAAGAAAACGCUGCCAACAAAAACUCCAAUAAGAACAAUAACAAUGACGGCGAGCAAAUUCCCCAGGUAGUGUUUGAGAGGAUGAUAGCCAGAAUUUUGGUCUCUGUAGGAGUUCCUUUGGCCACGGGUCUCGCGUUACUGCACUUAUUUGGUAUAGCGAAAGAGCAAAAGUUGUGGGAUGUGCCACUAUGGCUGCCAUUCUUGACUACAUUCAUAACUUUUGGGGCAUCAACGCUUGGGAUUGCUUAUGGGACUUUGUCCGCGAGUUGGGACCCGGAGAAGAAGGGUUCUUUUCUGGGAUUGGAAGAAGCUCAACACAAUUGGGUUGAAAUGUGGAAAGAGGAAAACGACGAGCAGUGGUGAAUGGUGAUUGCCGCUGAGGCCAGCCGAUUGGAUCAACAUCAGGCCGUUUUCCCUUUAGUUUGAGUAGUAAUUACGACUCUUUAAUGGAACAAAAAAGAAACAGUCCUCUACUCGUUUUCAUUGUCGAAUAAUAAAGAAAUACUUCAACUAUAUAUAUAUUUUGGAUAAUUUUAA